This is a messenger RNA of Dryobates pubescens (Downy woodpecker), 2683 nucleotides long. RefSeq names its product tropomodulin-2. Gene Ontology annotation, molecular function: tropomyosin binding. Bases 191 to 1246 code for a protein of 351 amino acids. Gene Ontology annotation, biological process: pointed-end actin filament capping; muscle contraction; myofibril assembly. The record is from RefSeq and is a predicted model, not a curated record. The transcript is spliced from 10 exons. Gene Ontology annotation, cellular component: striated muscle thin filament; myofibril. NCBI's taxonomy places the organism in Eukaryota, Metazoa, Chordata, Aves, Piciformes, Picidae.
GCCGCUGCCGGCGCUGGGCUUGGGGCGCGGAGGGGCGCGCAGCCGGUGAGCAGCGCUGGGCUCGGGGCGCGGAGGCGGCUGGCAGCGAGGGUCAGCCCUACGGCAGGUGAUUGAAGCCACAAGGAGCUUAGUACUCCUGGAUGGUUGAAACUUUGAGGAGCAGCAUCAGUGAAGCAGUGCAGCAGAAGCCAUGUCUCUGCCCUUUCGAAAAGAGCUGGAGAAAUACAAGAAUAUCAAUGAAGAUGAAAUACUCAGCAAACUCUCAGAGGAUGAACUGAAACAGCUAGAGCAUGUUCUUGAUGACCUUGAUCCUGAGAACGCCUUGCUGCCGGCAGGAUUUCGGCAAAAGGACCAGACCACUAAACCAGCCACGGGGCCUUUUGACAGAGAACGCCUGCUCUCCUACUUGGAGAAGCAAGCACUUGAGCACAAGGACAGAGAAGACUUUGUACCAUUUACAGGAGAAAAGAAAGGAAAAAUAUUCAUCCCCAAAGAGAAGCCAAUAGAAACGCGUACAGAAGAGAAAGUGACCCUGGAUCCAGAACUAGAAGAAGCCCUGGCCAGUGCUUCAGAUACUGAGCUGUAUGACCUUGCAGCUGUUCUUGGAGUGCACAACAUGGUCAACAACCCAAAAUUUGAUGAAGGAGGAGCACGCAGUAAAGAUGGGAAAGGAACUGUGAGAAAUGUGGUGAAAGGUGAAAAGGUCAAGCCCAUCUUUGAGGAGCCACCUAACCCAACCAAUGUGGAAGCAAGUUUACAAAGGAUAAAGGCAAAUGAUCCUAGUCUUGUGGAAAUUAAUCUCAACAACAUAAAGAAUAUUCCCAUUCCAACACUGAAGGAAUUUGCAAAAGCUUUGGAAAGCAACACACAUGUGAAGACAUUCAGCCUCGCAGCUACUCGAAGCAACGACCCUGUGGCUAUUGCAUUUGCAGACAUGUUGAAAGUGAACAAAACACUGAAGAGUCUGAAUGUGGAAUCCAACUUCAUCACUGGGACGGGUAUUUUGGCACUCAUCAAUGCACUGAAAGAGAAUGAAUCCCUGACAGAGAUUAAAAUUGACAACCAGAGGCAGCAGCUGGGGACAGCUGUAGAAAUGGAGAUUGCUAAAAUGCUGGAGGAGAACUCCAAGAUUCUCAAGUUUGGAUAUCAGUUCACAAAACAAGGUCCAAGAACCAGGGUAGCAGCAGCUAUCACUAAGAACAACGAUCUGGUUCGUAAAAAGCGGGUGGAGGGAGAGCGGCAGUAGCAGAGCCAUUGAGGACGCGAAGCAAGACUGGAGGCAACCAACAACAGUAAUCUCAGAGUGCUCGCUGCUCAGAAGGGAAGGCACCAGAAAACCAUUGCAAUGGGAGUUGAUUGGUUCUGUUCAUGUCUCCUUAUAACCUUGAAAACACAGCCUGUUCAUUUUUAACUUUCACAGUUAAUUUUUAUGAGAAAGAUUCAUAGCUGGUUUUGAUCAGUGAAAAAGAUGUUUUGCAAUAUCUGAAGCCAAGAGGCAGAAUCUUAACCAUGUUACUGAGCAUAACAUAUAGCAACUCUGACCCUUAUUUUAGACACCUUUUGAUUUGUUAAAACCUGAUCUUGUGUAUGGAUAAGGGAUUCUCUGCCGAAAAUAGAGAUUUUAGGGACAAGUUCUGCAAUGCCUUAUGUUUGUGAAUGAUCCUUACUUAUACAUGUGCAGCCCUGCCCAAACUGAAUCCUGCCAUGGGAUGCUCCAGGAGAAGAACUAGUAAUGCCAGCAUACGUUUGCAGGAUCACACCCUUGAGCCUGUCUCCUGCAGUGGGAUCUGGACAGCUGGAACCUCAUUGGAACAGCACCCUUCUGUCUUGGGUCUCCACCCAAGUGCAGGAUCACGCCUAGUCACAUAAACACUGUCAAAGCCUACCUGUUUACAUACACUUAGGUUAGGUGGAUAUUUUUUGCAAUGUUACACUGAUGUUAUCCUUACUUCACAUUGUAAAGUAAUAUUAGUGCUGCCAAUCCUAUAGACUCUGAAUGUUUGGGGUUUUUCCUAGGCCAACAGGUUUUUAUUUGCUACUAGAAUGCACAGUUUACAGCUAUUAAUCUAAACAAGUAUUCUGAGCAAUAUUUGUUUUGCUUUGAGCCAAGUAUUUGACUUUUUUUUUUUAGUUCUGGUAUUUAUGUAUAUUUGAUAGUAUUAUAGAACUGUUCUCAGGACCUUUUAGAUGAAGAUUAAUGAAAUAGUUCACCUAGAAGAGCAGCUGUGCUACUGGGAAAAAACAUCAAAAAGGGUACUCGUGACAGCUGCAUAACUUAAGUUUAUAGCCUCCAGUUCAGGUUUGUCCCUGUAUCACGAGGCACUUUGGUAUUUGCAUCAGUGCUGAGCUGAAUAAGGGCAGAAGUAAGCAUGUGCACAAAUGCUUUUCUAAAUCAGGGCCUUAAAACUCAGCUGCUGCACAUAAUUUGAAGCCAGUGGAAACCACUCAUGAAGCAGCAGCAAAUCCCAAGGCUCAACAGCAUAAAAAAUUUGGUAAGAAUUCAGCCUGAUGUUUCAUUUUGUAUGUUUUAGUCUAAAUCUAUUCUCCAUCACUAUUUUACCACUGCCAACAAUUGUCUCUAACAGCCAGAGGUUCAUUUUGGUUGCUCAGAUACACGCUGUAAGAGCUGAGGGAAACUGGGGUUAGGUGUGCCACACAUACCAGUGCUUUCAGAAUGCUGAAG